Messenger RNA from Protomyces lactucae-debilis, 486 nucleotides. RefSeq names its product V-type ATPase. The coding region runs from base 1 to 486 and encodes 161 amino acids. The transcript has 3 exons. Gene Ontology annotation, molecular function: proton-transporting ATPase activity, rotational mechanism. Gene Ontology annotation, biological process: proton transmembrane transport. Lineage: Eukaryota; Fungi; Ascomycota; Taphrinomycetes; Taphrinales; Protomycetaceae. The record is from RefSeq and is a predicted model, not a curated record. Gene Ontology annotation, cellular component: proton-transporting V-type ATPase, V0 domain.
AUGUCGACUGAUCUCUGCCCUGUCUAUGCUCCCUUCUUUGGCGCCAUGGGUUGUACGGCUGCCAUUGUCUUUUCCUGCUUCGGCGCAGCUUACGGCACCGCCAAGUCUGGCGUUGGUAUCUCUGCGAUGGGUGUCCUCAGACCUGACUUGAUUAUGAAGUGUGUGGUGCCUGUUGUCAUGGCUGGUAUUAUUGCCAUUUAUGGACUCGUGGUGUCUGUGCUCGUGUCGGAUGGUCUUGCUCAGCAACAAGCUCUGUACACGGGCUUCAUUCAGCUGGGUGCAGGUCUGUCUGUGGGUCUUGCUGGUCUUGCAGCUGGAUUUGCGAUUGGCAUUGUUGGUGAUGCCGGUGUGCGCGGUGUUGCCCAGCAGCCGCGUCUCUUUGUGGGUAUGAUUCUCAUCCUCAUCUUCAGCGAGGUGCUUGGUCUGUACAUUCUGAUUGUGGCUCUCUUGCUCAACACGAAGGCCACCGAGGGCGUGACGUGCUGA